CAACCUAAACACACUCGCACCACUCCAACCUAAACACACUCGCACCACUCCAACCUAAACACACUCGCACACACUCCAACCUAAACACACAUUCGUGCCGCACGUGUAUAAUACGCGUUCGCGUGUUUAUUAUAUACGCCUCGACGUGUGCCGCCUGGGAGGCGCGGUGUCAGUGUUCAAUGAUGAUGAUGAUGAGACGUGAACCAUCAUGAAUAUGCAUGUUGAACUUCUUUCGCACCGUACGUAGCCAACCACCGUGCUAAUCGGAGGUGUGAACUUGAAUUUCCACCGCAUGUGCUCUCUGUCGUCACCAACGCGCACUGAAGUAUGGUCAGGGAAGGGGCCAUCAUCCAGCAGUGGAUUGACAAUUACAUUGUAUACUGUACGCCUGCGACAAUCGUACGCCACACGUUAUAUAACAUGACAUGGUAUAUAACAUGACAUGUAUAACAUGACAUUCAUAAUAACAUGUCAUGUUAUAUAACAUGACAUUAUAUAACGUGACAUGUUAUAUAACAUGACAUAUAACGUCAUGUUAUAUACCAUGCCAUAACAUGACAUGUUAUAUAACAUGACAAGUUAUAUGACAUGGUAUAUAUCGGUGUUGUGUCCGUUAAGAAAAACGUCGAUAUCUUUCCUCUGGGUGUAAAAACAAACCCCGAUGUUGCUAUACAUAUAUCCCGUUAUUCAUCGUGCAAGUUCCGUGGUGCAUUGUAAUUGAACUGCGUACGAUUGUUACACGUAACAGCCCUUUUGUCAAUGCACUGCUGGAUGAGGGCCUCCAUAGGCCGUGCGGGUUGUGGAGGCUGUUUGGCCAUACUUCAGCACGCUGGUCACUGCAAGUUGACUAAGUCGGGCAGCAGAACAUUAUGUAGGAACAUUAUGCUGUCGUUCCACAUGUUCCACAAUGACACGUGUAAACAGCACAGUGGCAUACUUUGUACAUUGUAGUACAGUCACAUUGACAGUGUAUGUACUAUAUUACACAUCAACACGCAGACGUAACGGCUUAACCUGUAGGUAUACACGUUACUCGAUAAAGCGUUGCUAUUUGUGCAAUUGUACGUUGCAAAUCCUGUAUUAACACCACACUGUGCACGAACAUUUACAGUAUGUAAAUAACGAUACGCGUACUACGACAUGACAUGUUCAAUUAAAUCACGAGGAAUGCGUCUGAUAUCGUCAGACCUCGGAAGCAAAGCAGUUCGAGACUGCAUCGUGUUUGGAUGAGCAACCAUCACUCAUAAGACCAACAACCCACGUUGACCAGCAGUGGAUUGAUAGAAGAUAAUGUACACGCAUUGCACACGUAUUUGGCACAGACUGACUCACUCCCGCAUGACGCACGCAGACAUCAUAUCCUGUGCACAUAUGUAGCGUGCACACACUCCUGUGCUGUACGGACCAUAGGGCAAAUCAUUGCAGGAGCAAGCGUCAGCUGUUAGGUGACGAAUGCUGGGAUAUCAACACCGCGCCUUUUGCUAUGCACGUGGGAAAGCCAUCUUGCUUCAGUGUGAUAAAACCUCGAAAAAAAACCAGGCACAUUUGUUAAAAUCUUCAAACAUUUGUACUGUCCGCCACCUGAAAUGGCCAGGUGUGCGUUUACGGACAUAUUGCCCACACUGGAGAGAUAAAGAUCUCCACCGGCCAUUGGUGUCGUGGGAUAAGGUUCCUUCGUCCUUCUUGUCCACCACAAGCGUCCACAUGCAAAAAAGAGAGGGCAGCUCGCCCAAGCGGAGUCGCUUGUCAGUGGACAGCGCUGGCACGGGCAGCAACAGCGUCCCCAAGGACAGUGAUGCCCCUCGUGAAGAACGGAGAAAAGUUGAUGCUCAAGUCCGCCCCACACCGGGCAACAUGUACAGGAAGUGGAGUCACUGCCGGUGGUGGAAAGGUAUGGAGGACAGGAGCAGCAAUGCGGACGUGUUGGGCCUCCGCAACCAGAUGGCCUUCAGUGUGAUGACCUACAACAUCCUGUCGCAGACAUUGCUGGAGGACAAUGCCUACCUGUACCGCCACUGUAACCGCAGCGUGCUGGAAUGGGCCUACCGCUUCCCCAACCUGAUCCAGGAGAUCGAACGGUUCAAUGCAGAUGUACUGUGUCUGCAGGAGGUGCAAAAGGACCAUUACAUCGAUCAGUUGAAGCCUCAUCUCAUCAAACUGGGCUACAGCUGCCACUACAAGAUGCGCACUGGCGAUAAGAACGAUGGCUGCGCCAUCUGCUUCAAGAGGUCGCGCUUCUCCCUGCGCUCGUGGCACGCGGUGGAGUACUACCGGCCCGGGGUGUCAUUAAUGGACCGAGACAACGUGGGCACCAUCGCCGUGCUCCAGCCACUGCCCCAAGAGGGUACAAGUUCAGCACCCUAUGCACAAUUUCCCCCGAGUGUCUGCAUUGCCAACACACAUCUCCUCUUCAAUCCCAAAAGGGGGGACAUCAAGCUUGCCCAACUGGCCCUGCUGCUCGCCGAGAUUGACAAAGUGUCGGACGGCGGCCGUUUGCCGGUGCUGCUGUGCGGGGACUUCAACAGCGUGCCCGGCUCACCGCUGUACCACUUCCUACGCCACGGAUACCUCCACUACCACGGCCUACCUGCCUGGAAGGUGUCAGGGCAGCAGGAGGUGUACCAGACAAAUCAUCGUCUGCUGCAAGCCCCGCUUUGGCCUCAAACACUCGGCGUGUCUCCGUUCUGCCAGUACAUGGAGGUGAGCAAACCUCAAGCAGCCCAACAAGCCAAGCCGGUCCAGCCGCCAGAGUCGGCACAACGAGCGUCACCGCCGGCCAGCUUGGGUACCACAUCCACCACUGCGCUGGAAGAGCGGACAGCAGCUCCAGCUGUAGCCAGCAACCAACUAACGGCAGCACCUUCAGGGAACGCCCCAUGUGGACAUUGUCCCACAUCCGAAGGCGGAUCACGUUCUCAUACUAAUCCCAGCCCUUUCCCUAAGGCGAUCCAGCACAGGAUGAGCUUCAACUCUGUAUACUCACACUUCGUCCCAGAGGAAAACCUAAUGGAGGCGACCAUCUGCACAUCCACAACAGGAGUCACAGUGGAUUACAUUUUUUACACAUGUCCGAGUCCAUCACCCUUCAAAGGCCAGCGCUGGAGGGAGGCAGGCAGCCGGUGUUCGGGCUUUGGCUGGCGGCUGAGGCCUCUUUCGCGCCUCACCCUGCUCACGUUGCCGAAGAUCUGGCAGCACAAGGGGCUCCCCAAUGAGGCGGCGCCUUCCGACCACCUGCCCCUUCUCGCCAAAUUUGCCCUCGAGUUCUAACCCCCCUCACUGCCCACCAGCUGCUAUCAAUAUUGAUUGCUGGAGAAAUCUCUUGGGCAGGAAUGGGCAUGCCCACUACGAUGUAUGAGGCUCAUCUGGACGUCGUUUUUAACUCUGGUCGACGUCUAACACUCCUCUUACUCCAUUUCCACUGGCAUAUCCGAGCCGAGCCAGCGCGGGGCCCUCACGGUAUGGGUGGUUUUCCACUGGCUUUUUGAUGACCUGAGCAAGCAAGAACCAAACAAUGCUACGCUAAGUAUCGCAAGACAUCUGACUUGGGGGCCAAGCAGGGCCAGCGGAAGAUCUAUCGAUGCAUUUUUUUGCAUAUAACUGAAGACAGACCGUUGCCUCAUCUUCUACAUGCAUCUCCACUCGCUCCUUGUGUGUGAUGUCAGCUGCACGGCUUUGCUUCAAGAGUGGAAACAGAAAUCGGUGCCUCCUGAGUCACGCUGGGCUGGCUUUGUGUGGCCAUUGUGCGGUUGUCCAGUGGGAAAAAGGUAUUAGUAGGCAGCAGGCAACAUUCACAGUGGAGUGUUCUACCUCACUGUUUGCCAUUCAAGUUUUGCUCACAGUGUCUCUGCAAUGGUCAAAUUAUGAGCUUAAUCAGUGCCCCUCCCCCCACCGCCAAAUUCAAACCUAUGUGAAGCCUCUACCAAACGUUGCCGGUCGCUCACUGGCUGCAUGAACAUAUCUUUUUGUUUUGUUUUCUGGAAGACUUAGAGGUGGAAAGCAAAAGCCAUGGAAUGUUUUAAAUGCACAUCAUUGUCAACAAAAACGGCCAUACCUAGCAACAUGAUUUGUUUCAAAUAUGAAAUGGCACUUAAACAUAAUGAAAAGGAUAAUUUCCUAAAAAAAGACAACAAGAAUCCUACUCAUCAAUGUUUAAGUUAUGUCUUCCAUUUCUUCAUACUUAAGAAAUACUUUCCCUUUACUUUUCGUUGUCUGUGGUUGCAUUUUAAGUUGUUCACCGUACUGUUCACGUCUCCCCCAGUGAGUAGUGUGCAGUAUUGCCACAAGUGCUUAGCUGUUCAUAAAACACAGUGACUACAAAGCCACAGUUUAUACACCCUGCAUAACACAGACUUAAAGCAUUUCAUUGAAAGGUCAGAGUAGACAACAAGAGGGCUUAAAGUCAGUGGAGUGAGUGUACCUCCUGCACUCCUUUGAAAUUACUGUUUGUCCUCUACAUAAGAAAAUUGAACCAUGACUGAAAAUCUAUUGGACGAUAACUUAACGGCUUUGUCCCAUGGGAAUUCUACCUCCUACAGUACAGGAGAAUAUAGUUCCUUACAAAUUAAAAAAAGAGUUCUGUGUAUUAGAAGUUAGCAGCACGCUCCAUAUCACAAAACCAGCCCGACCUUGUAAACAAUUUACGUGAUGUACAGCUUUGCAGAAUUGUAAAUGGAAAGCUUGUUUAUAAUGUACUACACAGCACAUUUUUGGGGGCUUCGGUUGGAUUCAAACCGGUGACUCAUAUGUAUGUGUGUUGAACUUCUUUCACACCGUACAUAGUCAACCGUGCUAAUCGAAUGUGCAGGGGAAGAAUAACAAACGAAACACAAAGCAAACUCAACUAUAGGCAAACAUGUUUAAUUUCGAUAACAUUCAUGGGCCAAUUAUCUAUGAAACUACAAAUAGACUUUGGCUUAGCAAUCACUAUUUCCCACCCUCCCAUGCACCAGAGUUUGUGUGGGAGGGCAUGGGAAGAGUUGACGUGAAUCGCUGUCACGUACUACUGGCUUUACAAGCGCUCCCAUGUCUUCUGUGCCGACCAAAGCCUAUCACAAGGUAGUUCAUUAUUACACAGAUAUUAAAAAGCAACCUUUGGGAACACAUGGGUAUGGGUAGCUGGCUGGACUUAUUGUCCUAUGUGACUGAACAAUACAGGAUUUCUGCAGAAGCAUCGUUGAGCUCAUGCCUCUAAAGAUUUGCUAUCGGAUGAACACGAAAUGAGGAAUUGUAUUCCACUUAAAAUGUUAUUGUUAUUAAAGGGGGUGUCUGUGCUUCUUAUUGGAUUAAUCGUGCAUGUCUGGUUUACAAAUGGAAUAGCUCAUGGAGCUGUAACAAGGCAGAAAAAUCCAGUUCUAUUGUAAUGUCUUGGCAUUGCAAUUAUUGUUUUAGUUCUGAGUUAUUACAGUGUGGGGCAAUUACACUCACUUCGAGUGCUAAUUGGGACAUUAUUCCACUCUAAUAAUCCUCUUGACUUGUAUUGAUCAACAAAUUCGAUUCCAAGAGACUUACUGGAUGCAUUGCUGGAGUUUCAAACUGCAGGGUUCGUCUGUGGAAAAUGGUUUAGGAGGCUCGGUGUGAGAUGUGCUAAUGGAAGUAGCGUUUCUGUUCUGCUUUAAUUCCAAGCAGUUAUCUGUGUUUGAUAUUUAUCCAAAAUUCAUUUGUUCAUUUGCUUGAGUUGGGGGGUGAGGGGGUCUCCUUGGAACAUAACAGGAGUGUGUAACAUUGUUCACACAUCUUGGCAUUAUUCACUGCUAUUUGUGCCUGUAAUCUUUAACGUCUAGCAAGGAAAUCAUCUUAAAAUAGAGUGAAAAUGUCUGUACAAAUAUUAGGAUAGAAGCCACGCAAUUUGGCAGCUAAUCACCAUGCAAUAUCUUUUGUAGCCAAUUAAGGAGACUCGUAUAACAAUGUAUUGAGUUAAAUCUUGACUUAAAGCUUUCGUGACUGCAUUAAUUCAUAUUCUUUGGGUUUUUCGGUAAAUGUUUUUUUUGUUCUACGUGACUUUACCGAAAAACCUAAAGAAAAUAUAUUGAGUUACCAUGGUUAUUCGGGGUCCUGGUUUUGUUAUGUGGCCAUAUUUACAAAACACCAGCAAUUUGGCUCCAAAGGUUUUCUUUUCAAAUGAACAAGAAUGUGUUUUUGACAGUAGUAAGUGCAGUAAACAAUUUUAAAAGUGGAAUGUAUCUAAAUGUAGAUGCGCUCCAAGUAGAACCAGCACGUGUAAGUCAGGGUCAUGGCAGAAAACCCAUUGAGUAUUUUUUUUUUUAAAGUUGACUAUGCCAAGUGUGUAACAUAUGUGGGUCAUAUGGAGGAGAAGGACGUUGUGGUUGUUUAUGUAUAUAUGUCUGUUAGCAAUGCAACUGACUGACAAAUUGGUGAUAUGUUUAUAUAAGAUGAGCAAUAGCUUAGUUUUUUUGAAAGUUAUUUUUGUCUUUACAUUCUUUAAGAAGUGUGCGUUCAAACAAUGUAUGGAACAAAGUAAAAUCACAUUGCCAUGUCAAUUUCAAAUCCCAAAUUGCAUUUUUACUUUGUAAUCUCUUAACAGGUCAUGGAAAUAAAAUGUCGUCCUUAUACCUUGGCAAACUGACAAAGCACAUUGGUGAAUUUUCAAAUUUUAUAAAUAAUCUCACAACCUCAUACCGCGUGUUGUUUGGCAGUGGUGCACGGAUGACACGAAUUUGUUGAGUUUUGUUGUUUAUACUGCAAUUAGCCAUUUAGUGUCGCUAAUUUCAGCAUUUCUACUCUCCCUACAAAAAAGGAACACGAAGUGUAAUAAGGCACUGGGUGGAGUUUCUUAAAGGGUCGUUGAUAAUGUCUGGCCACUCCACCGUAAUUGUGGCAUCUUGUCAACACAGACUUGACGUGAAAAGCAUUUUGGCGUGUGAAGACAACAUUGUGAAUCCGUUUGUGCACACCAAGGUGCAGUAUCAUUAAAGAACAAUAGCAACGGUUAGAUGCGAUUUAGCCUUUAAGGGGCAGUUUAGGACCUAUUUAAUUUGGUUUAGAAUGGUGUUUUUUUACACUAGUUCAAUGUGAACUUGUGCUACGGUGUUUUAAUUUUGUCUUUGUUAGGAAUGAUGUAUUGUUUGUAUGGGGCAAUUUUAAAGUUCAAAACCCGAGUGCAGAAGUUAAUGAUACAUCUGUAUUAGUCUCUGGAUAUUAUUGCAUUUAAUCGUCACUGGAUAAUUAUUAAAAAUCUGUACAAGCAGUUAACUUGAAAGUAGCUCUAUCAGUGAUUUUCAUAAGUGUAUAGGGGACGUAGUUUACUUUCUUAAAACGCUAAAUUAUCAUUGUGACGUGGGGUAAAACAGUUGCAAACUAAUAUUCUGUACAGUGCAGCAUGCCAUACAUCAUUGAAUUCAUUCUUUGGUUUGUGAGAUAAAUGUGAUUUUUAAAAAAUGUUUUAGUCAAGUUAUUGAAAAUAAGCAUAUCACGUGCCUAAAGUCACCCAAGGUAUAUGCUACGUGGGUUUGAAAUGAGGUUUAAAGGCACAGAGGGAGAUCAGAGGGAAAAAAAAGCUGUCAGCCUGUGCUCUCUGAUGCCUGCAGUCUUUAAAGCCCUCUUGGUGAUCUGGAUAUGCCACGUCUGUCCGUUCACGUCGACUUUUAACUUGUGAGGACAUCUCCACCCUCAUAUUCCAUCGUUGGUUAAAACCCACACGAAUGAACGCGGUUCUGGCUCCAGUGUGUUACAAGUUACAACAUGCACCAAUUAAUUGUUGUGAGAGCUGUAUAGAUUGAGGGAACAAUCUUGACCGUUAAAGUUUACAUUGAAUGUUUUAGGAGCUUUAACAGGUUUCACAAUUUUAUCUUUAUAAUACUUGGAUGCCAGUGACCAGAUAUAAUGGACAAACUAUCGUCUAAUGUAUUGCACAAUUACCGUUCAUUCUUUAACAAGUUGAGACUUUCAAAUUACUUGUGCAUGUUGAUUUGUGCCUCAUUUUUUUAUUAAACUUGUUGCUAUGUUUAAAUAAAAAGGUGAAGUUAAGCAUACGUUAUUCUUCAUUGACGUGCUUAACGGACUGUUGUAUUUCUCCCAACUCAUCCCAAAUCUAAUACUGUAUUAUUUCCAUGUAUAUUUCCAUGUAAAGCGCAUCUAAAGAAAUGUAAUUAUGCAUUGCAAAAGUAACUAGUUCCAAAUAAGAGCCAUGGAUGCCUUAACGAUUUAACUUAAAAUGCAGAGUUGUAGCACAAUGGGUUCGGCCACGUCAUAGUUUUAUGCCACCCAAUUAAGAUUUUCACAUUGACAAAGAUGUUGUUUAUACGCGCCCACGCAUUAAUUGUAAUUCUAACCCAAUAAAGCUGCUCGCCAGUU
Petromyzon marinus (sea lamprey) is the source of this 8310-nucleotide messenger RNA. It is a transcript of the gene ANGEL2, whose product is annotated as angel homolog 2. Gene Ontology annotation, molecular function: 3'-5'-RNA exonuclease activity. The record is from RefSeq and is a predicted model, not a curated record. Lineage: Eukaryota; Metazoa; Chordata; Hyperoartia; Petromyzontiformes; Petromyzontidae.